UCAAUAUCCAGGGUACCAGUCAAGUAAGACUGUUGAGCGAUAAGCUGAUUAAAAAAGUGUCAGUUAGCUAAUCUAUUACGUGAAAUAAGUCCGCACAAUUUAAAGAUGCCAUUUACAAGAAAUUGGGAUGAAUCUUGUCCUCGCGUUUGGGAUAAAUGGGAGGCUAAUGGCCAAGAGUGGGUCGUUCAGGACUUGGACCCGAAAGAUGAUGAAGAAGCACUUGAGAUUUUAGUAGAACAUCUUUGUAAUGAUGAACUUCUUUGCUCUUUAAGUAAGCUUACUGAAGACAAAGAAAGUGUAGAAGGAAUUAGAAAAUUUUGGAUCCCCUGCAUCGCACAGAGGAUGUGUUUAGGUUGUUACACCUGGGUGGAUGGUAAGAAGGUUCUGGUGGCUUUAAACCUGUGUAUCGUUAUGUCUGCUGGAGAUACUUUUCCCAAUAUUGAGAUCAGUGGUGAGAAGUGGAAAAACGUAUACAAGGGGAUAGAGUAUGUUGAAACAAAACGAGAUCCACACGAGUACUUGGAAUUGGAUACUCUUUUACAUGCGUUUGGGCUUGUUGUGAAGAGGGAGUACAGAGGUUGUAAACUUGGUGCCAAACUGUUGACUGCUAGGGAGCCACUGUGUAAGUUUCUUGGAGUAAAAGGUACUACUACGGUAUUUUCGGGCCCAGCAUCACCAAUCUUGGCCGCUAGAUGUGGAUUCGUCAGCAUUUGCGAAGCGUCCUUGAAAGAACUAGCUGAGUCGGGACUGGAUUAUCCUCCUGAACCCAAUACGUAUAUAAAACUCAUGGUUAAGCGAUAUGAUUAAGCAUAUUUUCGGUACACGAUGAGCAGUGUUGAACUAUUAGCUUCUGCAUGAGACUCUCGGCUGGCACAAAUGGACUUUCUGCCUAUGUGAACAAUAAACACUCGCUGGUACAAUGUUGGAAUACAUUAUGGGGAAAACGAUUUUAAUUAAAUUAAAAAAAACAAUGAUCACGAAAUAGAUAAAUUUUAAAUUUGAGGUCCAAAUCAAAAGGUUUGUAAUUUGGUACACAAUCAAAGAUUUGAAAAGUUAUAUAUAAGUACUAGCAGACUCGGCCAAGCGUUGCUGUGGCUAAGGUUUUUGUUAUAUUACAUAGUAGUAAAUUAAUAGAGGGAAACCGUAGGA
Molecule: messenger RNA, 1149 nt
Organism: Pieris rapae (cabbage white)
Lineage: Eukaryota; Metazoa; Arthropoda; Insecta; Lepidoptera; Pieridae
Exons: 5
Coding region: 106-807 (233 amino acids)
Molecular function (GO): N-acetyltransferase activity
Source: RefSeq, a predicted model, not a curated record